Ambispora gerdemannii is the source of this 690-nucleotide messenger RNA. Lineage: Eukaryota; Fungi; Glomeromycota; Glomeromycetes; Archaeosporales; Ambisporaceae. The record is from the annotation of a GenBank genome assembly.
AUGGCUGACUCAGGAACGGCCGAUAGUCGUGGUGAUGACGAAAAAGAAUGGGUCCCUGUAACCAAACUUGGUCGUCUUGUAAAAGAAAACAAAAUCCAAGAUAUUGAACAAAUAUACGUGUUUUCUCUUCCAAUCAAGGAAUUUCAAAUAGUAGACCAUUUUCUUCCAAAGUUGAAGGAUGAGGUUAUGAAAAUUAUGCCCGUUCAAAAGCAAACUCGUGCGGGUCAACGGACAAGAUUUAAGGCUUUCGUUGUAAUUGGUGAUUCUAAUGGACAUGUAGGUCUUGGAGUGAAGUGCUCAAAAGAAGUCGCCACCGCUAUACGUGGAGCAAUCAUUCUUGCAAAGCUCUCUGUCAUCCCAGUUCGUCGUGGUUACUGGGGUUCUAAUCUUGGUGAACCACACACAGUACCAUCAAAAGUAACUGGAAGAUGUGGCUCAGUUAUUUGUCGGCUUGUUCCAGCUCCUCGCGGUACUGGCAUUGUAGCUGCUCCUACUCCAAAGAAGCUUCUACAAUUAGCAGGUAUUACCGAUUGUUACACCACGUCACGUGGUUCUACACGCACUUUGGGCAAUUUUGUAAAGGCUACUUUUGCGGCAAUCGGCAACACCUAUGCCUUCUUGACGCCUGAUUUGUGGAAGGAAACUAAAUUUAAGCAGUCACCAUACCAAGAAUUCAGUGAUAUCUUGGCU